This is a messenger RNA of Cercospora beticola, 2198 nucleotides long. It is a transcript of the gene PHO84, whose product is annotated as phosphate transporter PHO84. The record is from RefSeq and is a predicted model, not a curated record. Lineage: Eukaryota; Fungi; Ascomycota; Dothideomycetes; Mycosphaerellales; Mycosphaerellaceae. Gene Ontology annotation, molecular function: phosphate transmembrane transporter activity. Gene Ontology annotation, biological process: phosphate ion transport; transmembrane transport. Gene Ontology annotation, cellular component: membrane.
UCGGUGUCAUGAUCGCAGAGGCGUCGAGAGAGCCAUGCAGACGUUGCGGCGUUCACAGACGCGGCACGAAAUGGGCAUUGAUCCGCCGGGCGUGUGGACGAGUGAGCAGUGAUCGCUUUCAUCUGUAGGGAAUCGACCCUGGACGUGCUCCGACGCGGUUUCAUUACUGGCCACGCGCUCUCCACGCUAAUGCACGGCGCGCUGCUCGCUUUCCAGACGGCCGGUCGACCUUCGCCCUGCAGCGGCGAAAAGCCCUAUUCACGAGCGCCAUCGCACCAACACUCCACUGCCGCCGCGGCAAUCCUUACUGCACUUCACUGCGCCGCGCUGUGCUUCAAAAGCCCAUCGCUCCCCGCUAGGCUGGUCAAGCAGUGUCAAGUCCUUCCUUCCAAGAAACGACCAAGACAUUCACUUGUCUCGUCUCGACUGCAACUCACAGACUCAGUCGACAUUCGGGCACCAUGGCCGCAAGAACUGCUGGAGGCAAUUCUGCCUUCCACAACUUCCACAAUGACUACGCUCACAUCCAAGACCCCAACGAGCGACGACGUCUCGCGCUCGCCGAAAUCGACAAGGCACCCUUUGGCUGGUACCAUGUCCGUGCCAUCGCAGUGGCAGGCAUCGGUUUCUUCACCGACGCUUACGAUAUCUUCGCCAUUGGUAUUGUGACGACGAUGCUGGGCAUGGUCUACUACCAAGACCCAAGCAUUCCAGCAUCUGCCCAAGGCAAACUCCCGGUCUCUUCUGACACCGCCAUCAAAGUCGCAACUUCUGGUGGCACCGUCAUUGGCCAGCUUGGAUUUGGUUUCCUCGCCGAUGUCGUUGGACGUAAGAAGAUGUACGGUCUUGAACUGAUUCUCAUCAUCUUCGCAACUCUGGCUCAGGCUCUUUCCGCCCACUCUCCCGCCAUCGAAAUUGUUGGAGUCAUCAUCUUCUGGCGUGUUCUCAUGGGUAUCGGCAUCGGUGGUGAUUACCCACUGUCUUCCGUCAUUACUUCCGAAUUCGCGACCACAAAAUGGAGAGGUGCCAUGAUGGGAGCUGUGUUCGCUCAGCAAGGUCUCGGCCAGUUCGCUGCUGGUAUCGUUGCUCUCAUUGUCACUGUCGGCUUCAAGGAGUCUCUCCAGAGCGCCAGCAGCCAGGCCACUUGCGAUGGUGUUUGCAAUCUUGCCGUUGACAAGAUGUGGCGUGUCGUUAUCGGUAUGGGUGCUGUCCCAGGCUGUAUCGCCCUCUACUUCCGUCUCACGAUUCCCGAAACACCUCGAUACACAUUCGAUGUCUCCCGCGAUGUUGUCAAGGCUGGCUCCGAUGUGAAGGCAUACCUCGCUGGCACUGCUGAGGGUGUUCCGGAUGAGCUCACUCGCGUAGCCACCAUGCGCGAUGCUGCGCCUCAGCUGGAGACUCCCAAGCCCUCGUGGAAAGACUUUUUCGGGCACAUCGGCCAAUGGAAAUACGGCAAGGUCCUGUUUGGAACGGCUUCCUCCUGGUUCCUGCUUGAUGUUGCCUUUUAUGGUGUCGGUCUCAACAACUCCACGAUUCUCCAAGCCAUCGGCUACGGCAAGGGCAACAACGCUUAUGAGUUUCUCUACAACAUCGCCGUCGGCAACGUCAUUCUGGUCUGUGCUGGUGCGAUUCCAGGCUACUGGGUAACAGUCGCUACUGUCGACACACUUGGACGUAAGCCAAUUCAACUCAUGGGCUUCGUCAUCCUCACCAUCCUGUUCUGCAUCAUGGGUUUCGCAUACCACCAAAUCGGAACGAGCGGGCUCCUAGCAUGCUACGUCCUCGCUCAAUUCUUCUUCAACUUCGGACCCAACUCGACAACCUUCAUCGUGCCCGGAGAGUGCUUCCCAACUCGCUACCGCUCCACAUGCCACGGUAUCUCCGCCGCCUCAGGCAAGAUCGGAUCCAUCAUCGCCCAAGCCGCUAUCGCUCCUCUCCGAACUCGUGGCGCCACAUCUACCAACCCUAGCCCUUGGCUCAACCACGUCCUUCAAAUCUUCGCGCUCUUCAUGUUGCUCGGCUGCUUCACCACUUUCCUCAUUCCAGAGACUAAGCGCUUGACAUUGGAGCAACUUGCCGGUGAAGUCCCGGGUACUCCACAGUACGAUCCUGUACUUGCGGGUCGUGGCGCCGUCACUCGUCAGGACUCUUCGGAACAGGAGCACAUUAGCCAAGAGAAGGCUCAACAGAACGUCUAG